ACACAUCGCCGCCUGUCUCUCUCUCUCUCUCCUCUCUCGCUGUUUUGUGGGAUGCUCUGGUUGGAUGAGCCCUCGCAUCGGAGUCACCACCAUUACAUCAUCUAUUCCCACACAGCCUAACGCGAAAUGCGAGCGUUUUAAUAUUUAAACGGGAUCCCGAUUCAGUUUCAGACCGAGCAGCAGCAGCAGCAGCAGACGGGGCCGCGCGCUCUCCCCCAUAAAGGACGCCGUCUGUGGGGAUUAUGAAAAACACAUCAACAAAAUCUGCGGGAAUGAUGGCGUUUCAAUGAGCGGGGAGGAGAGGAGGGGGAGAGGAGGAGAGACGUGCACCGUCAUCAGCAUCUGUCCGCCAGCUCCCUUUGUGUUCACCGGAGAAUGUGAAUGGCGAAAGAUGACAUGGCAGAGGUAGAUUUGGCAUCAAGCGGAGCGGAACCCCCCGGCGAGGCCUCCUCGGCGUUUCCCUACGAGGAGUAUGAAUGCAAAAUCUGCUACAAUUACUUCGACCUUGACCGCCGGGCUCCGAAGAUCCUGGAGUGCCUGCACACGUUUUGCGAGGAGUGCCUGAACACGCUUCACCUCCGGGAGGAGCGGCCAUGGCGCAUCAGCUGCCCCGUCUGUCGCCACCGGACUCCGGUGCCGGAUUAUCGGAUACAAAACCUGCCCAACAACACCAAGGUGACGGAGGAUUUUCCGCUCUACAUCGACUCGGACCCCCUGCCUCAGGACGCUUUGCCGCCGUACCCUCCCCCGCUGCACCCAGCCCUCGUCGCCCUCCGUCGAGAGGAGGCGUCGGGGACGUCCAGCACCAGCCAGGCGACCCCGUCCACCACGGUGUCCACGGCCACGACCCUCUCCCAGGACUCGGUGCGCUACGACAGCUGUCAGAGCUGCAAGAGGGUCGCUCUGACCACCGGCUGCGUCUGCGUGAUCUUCUCCUUUCUGUCCAUGCUGGUGUUGCUGUUCAUGGGCCUGAUCUUUGUGCACAGUCACAGCAUUCCUCCCUCGCCGGCGGGACCCAUUUGCUUGUCGGUGGCCAGCAUCCUGGCGAUGUUCUCGGUGGUCGUCACAUGGCUCAUCUGCUGGCUCAAAUACAGACCGGACCAUGAGACAGGCCGCUCCUCCGCCACCAGUAACUCCCGGAGAAACGCCUGAUAGGCUCAGAGACUAUUGAUGGAGAUGUUGUGCUGUGGGGUGUGUGAUCCUGUACAUAAUACUGACAACUGAUACUCCUGCUCCCUUUACUUUUCUAGGAAUAAAUCCAGUCCAGAAUGGCCUUUUAUCAGUAUAGCAAACACCCAAAGGCCUUCGAGUUGUUUGGAGCAAUAGGCCGACAUGAUCCUCGAUAAUCUUUUCCUUAACUUAUGCACUUGAAUUUGCAGUAAGGCCCAGCUGACUGGGCAUCUGGAGGAGUGAACUGAAGACUUAGACCCCCCUGGCGUUGGUCUGAGAUGUGGCUGGUUUUGAUGACUGAAUGUGAAGUGCUCAUUUCCCGGGUUUGACCCCCCCCCCCAUCCCCUCCCCUGUCCUGCCAGAUGAUAUGCAUAUCUCACUAUGCCACUCACUGUAUGAUAACUGUCCAUGAUGAUUCACUCUUAUAUCUCAACAAAGCACUAUUGUAUUGUACAGAUAUCUGGCUGGUGUUUCACUUCUUGAGUUUCCCCGGUGACAGAUGGAUUUUGGUUUUUUGAUGGAGGCUUGUAUGUUCUAUGUGAAAAGCCUCUGAAGUGUCGUUCUGUUACAGCGCAUCCACAAUCCAAACUGUAAAUAGUCCACACAGAGAGAGAGACAGAGAGACAGAGAGAGAGAGGUGGUGGUGGUGAGCGGUACUUGGAUAGGUGUGAUCAGCCUCUCCUGAACACCUUCCCAAUCCUCCUGCUUUAACUUAUCUAACAGGAUGGCACUGUCUCCAUACUGCACCUCUUCCAGGUAAAGGGAUACAAAAGGCUGGCUUGUGAUUUUAAACUUGUGUUUUGGCUACUUUUGUGCAUGUUAGGCUACUGAAAGGUCACAGCUUCUUUGUUUUUUACUUUGUUUUUGUUUUUUUAACGGAAGAGACAUCGUGUCUCCUGACUCCUGUGCCUCACCUCAUUGCUGAAUGGAGCAAAACUUCACUGUAAUCAUGAUCAAAAUCAUGCACGGGCCUCCCACCACUGACAGCACCCAGCUGGGGUGUCAGCAGGGAUUUCCUCCUCCUGUCACAUUAUUUACACAUCUGUAGUGAAAAACAGGGUUUCCAACGUGGAGCACCUUUUUAUACUUAUAAAAAAAUGUAGUUUUUUUUUUUGCACCUGGCUUUGAAGGAAGGCUAAAGACAUAUGUGUCUGUAUAAGUGUUUAAACAGGUCCACUCUCAGCUACCGCUUCUUUCAGAGCCACAUGUGAGAUCAGACCUGAGGAAAAACUUGACUCUGGUUCCUCAGAGAUCAACAGGAGUCAUAAUUACCUCUGGAAACUCAAAGAGCCCCAUCGCUGCUGCGGCAGAGAUUAGACAGCGGUACCUUAUACAAGUCAAAUCCUUCAUUAACACAAUGCAAUUAUUGAACUGUACUAACAUAAUUCACUUUAUAUGGGAAGGUGGGUCAAAAAAACGAAUCCACUGAAUUAACUUUUCAGUGGGAUUAGCUUCAGACAAGGUAAUGCAAUCAAAAAAAAGCUCAAUCUCAAUGGCCUAUAGUGGGUAGACUUCUUAUUAUGAAUAUUACUGUGAACCGCUGGUGAAUCGUGUGUUUGUACAAUCUAUACAAUUAUUUAUCAGAAGUCUUGAAUAUGGCAAAAAAAACAAACAAAACAACACCUUAUUUGCAACGCAGUGCAAAACCCUCGUAUUGACAAAUAUGAAUUGCACUUCCCGGACCUUCCUGACAACAUUUCGUAAAGAAUUCGCAGAUGAUUUGAGCAGCAGAACGGUUUAAGACUGACUCACACACUCAUGGUAUCCCUACCUCGUUGCACAGUGGGGAAAAAGACGAAAGAAAAAUAUAACAAUUCACCGUGAUUCUUAACUUCCCAUCCCCAACCUCCAAUCUGAUCCCCAUGCUUGCUUCAAUCAUCCUGCCCCCCCCCCCCCCCCCAACUUCUAUACGAUGCACUUUCCCCCCUUAUUUGACACAAGUAACGGGGUAUUACCUUUGACAAAUGUAAGCAUAUUGUAUUUAUUUCAGAGGACCUAGAAAACGUUGUUGGUUUUUAUGAGAAUCUGUGGUUGUUGUUGAAGUACCAAAAUGUAUUUGCACAGAGAACUGUUCUUUAUGUGCUGUUUUACAUACAUAAACACAUUUCAGUAAUAAAGAAAAACAUGAAUA
Seriola aureovittata is the source of this 3301-nucleotide messenger RNA. RefSeq names its product E3 ubiquitin-protein ligase rnf152-B. The coding region runs from base 382 to 1152 and encodes 256 amino acids. The record is from RefSeq and is a predicted model, not a curated record. The transcript has a single exon. Gene Ontology annotation, molecular function: ubiquitin protein ligase activity. NCBI's taxonomy places the organism in Eukaryota, Metazoa, Chordata, Actinopteri, Carangiformes, Carangidae. Gene Ontology annotation, biological process: protein ubiquitination.